CUUAACUGCAGCAGCCAGACUGCAGAGUGACUGGACUCUGAUGUUGUCGACACAUUUUAACAUUCUCCCAACCUUCAGAAAGAAGCCACAAUGGCGGCUGAGUACCUUUUGAACACUCUGGAGGAUUUAAGAGAUGACGAAUUUAAGGACUUCAAGUGGUAUCUGCAGCAGCCUGACAUCCUGGAAGGCUACCAAACCAUCAAAGUGUCCAAGCUGGAGAAGGCAGAAAGGCGGGACACAGUUCAUCUGAUGAUGACCAUCUAUAAACUUCAUGGAGCUCUGAAGGUGACCAAGAAGGCUUUAGAGAAGAUAAAGAGGAAUGAUCUGGUACAGAAACUGUCAGACACCAGCUCAGGACCAGAAGCGUCAAUGGAUGUCAAUGAUGUUAGAGAGACUUCAGAGAACAGAGGAACUUGCUCCUCUCAGAGCGAAGAUGUGAUUGUUCCAGUACCAGAGCCACGACACAUCUCAUAUUACCAACACUUGCUCCAAUCAAACCUCCAGGAUAAGUUUAUGUGUGCUCAAGAGGGAUGGGCACAGAAGAAGGAUGAGCAACGUCUGGAUGAUAUCUACACAGAGCUGUACAUCACAGCUGGGGGUGACGUACACAUCAACCAACAGCAUGAGGUCAGGCAGAUUGAGGCGCCGGUAGUGAAGCCAGCAGGAACAGAGAAACCAAUUAAACCUUGUGACAUGUUCAAACUCCCCUCGGGAAGAUAUAAACCCAUAAGAACAGUGCUGACCAAUGGAAUCGCAGGAAUUGGAAAAACAUUUCUGGUGCGUAAGUUUGUGUUGGACUGGGCUGAAGGAAGAGACAAUCAAGAUGUGCAUCUCAUUUUCCCCUUCACCUUCCGCCAGCUGAAUUUAUGGAAGAGAGAAAAGUUGUGUCUGGCAGAGCUCAUUCAUGAAUGUAUCACGGAGACCAGAGACAUCAAGGACGAAGCUCUUAAUCACAUCUUUACAACUCUGCAAUCAUCAGGAAACACCAACUACGACAAGAGCAAAUUCAAACUUCUGUUUGUUUUGGAUGGACUGGAUGAGAGCCGCCUUGAUCUGGACUGCUCUACCAGUGAAAAUCAGGCAGUUAACUUUGAUGUGACAGCGUCGAUCUCAGUGGAUGUGCUGCUGACAAGUCUCAUAAAAAAGGAACUGCUUCCCUCUGCUCGCCUCUGGAUAACCACACGACCUGCAGCAGCCGAUCAAAUCCAUUCUGAUUUUGUUGACAUGGUGACAGAGGUCAGAGGGUUCACUGACCCCCAGAAGGAGGAGUACUUCAGGAAGAGAUUCAGAGAUGAGGAGCAGGCCAACACAAUCAUCUCCCACAUGAAGACAUCACGAAGUCUCCACAUCAUGUGCCACAUCCCAGUUUUCUGCUGGAUCACGUCUACAGUUCUGGAGGAUUUGUUGGAAACCAGAGAGGGAGGAGAGCUGCCCAAGACUCUGACUGAGAUGUAUGCAGAAUUCUUGGUGUUUCAGAUUCAUCAGACAAAAAAGAAGUAUGGCCAAAAAAAGUGCAUUCAGUACAUUAAGUCAUUAGCAAAACUAGCUUUCCGCCAGUUGGAAAAGGGCAACCUGAUCUUCUAUGAGAAAGAUCUCAAAGAGAGUGGCAUUGACGUCAGUGGAGCCUCGGUUUGCUCAGGAGUGUUCACAGAGAUCUUCAAAGAGGAACGUGGGAGGAAGAAUGAUGAAGACAAGGUGUUUAGCUUCGUCCAUCUGAGUGUUCAGGAGUUUUUGGCAGCUUUAUAUGUAGAAAGGGAAGUCAUUAACAGAAACAAGAAUGUGAUGUGUGAGCCAGGGCAAACACGUGGCGAACAAGUGCGAAUGUUUUUCAGCAAAACAUCUAUGACAGAAGUCCACGAAUUUGCUAUUGACAAGACCUUGCAGAGUCCAAAUGGACACCUGGACUUGUUCCUCCGAUUCCUCCUGGGUCUUUCACUGGAGACCAAUCAGAAUCUCCUACGAGACCUAAUGAAAAGGAAAAGAAGCUCAGAGACCAAUCAGGAAACAGUCGAGUACAUCAAGAAGAAGAUCAGUGAGAAUCCGGCUCCAGAGAGAAGCAUCAAUCUGUUCCACUGCCUGAAUGAACUGAAUGAUCGUUCUCUAGUGGAGGAGAUCCAACAGUACCUGAGUUCAGGACGUCUCUCCACAGAUAGACUGUCUCCUGCUCAGUGGUCAGCUCUGGUCUUCAUCUUACUGUCAUCAGAAGACGAUCUGGAUGUGUUUGACCUGAAGAAAUAUUCUGCUUCACAGGAGGCUCUUCUGAGGCUGCUGCCUGUGGCCAAAGCCUCCAACAAAGCUCUGUAA
Sebastes umbrosus (honeycomb rockfish) is the source of this 2304-nucleotide messenger RNA. RefSeq names its product NLR family CARD domain-containing protein 3-like. The transcript is spliced from 4 exons. Lineage: Eukaryota; Metazoa; Chordata; Actinopteri; Perciformes; Sebastidae. Bases 91 to 2304 code for a protein of 737 amino acids. The record is from RefSeq and is a predicted model, not a curated record.